Dermatophagoides farinae (American house dust mite) is the source of this 1587-nucleotide messenger RNA. It is a transcript of the gene NitFhit, whose product is annotated as ntrilase and fragile histidine triad fusion protein NitFhit. Lineage: Eukaryota; Metazoa; Arthropoda; Arachnida; Sarcoptiformes; Pyroglyphidae. The record is from RefSeq and is a predicted model, not a curated record. Gene Ontology annotation, molecular function: hydrolase activity, acting on carbon-nitrogen (but not peptide) bonds, in linear amides.
UAUGAUAAAUAAAUAUUAUAUUGUAGAACGUUCUUUUUUUCUAUGUAUUAUAUUGAUCAUCAUUCUAUGAUUAUUGGUGUUGUCAUAAAUUAUGUUUGUAAUUCUUGGUGGUUGUCUUAGUCAAUUAUCAUCUAGAUUCAAUCAAAAAAUUCUUCGAUUAUCAUCUGUAUCGAUAAUCAGAAAUCAUUUCAGUAUGGAAACCGCCAACAAAACCAAAAUUGCUGUCAUCCAAUUGACAUCAAAACAGAAUAAGGAUGAUAAUUUUCAGAUUGCAGAAAAAUUAAUCAAAUCCGCUAAAGAUGAAGGUGCACGGAUGGCUUUUCUACCUGAAUGUUUCGAUAUGAUUUGUCCAAGUAAAAAACUUACAAUGGAAAAUGGUGAACCGAUUAAUGGACCGACUGUGCAACGAUAUCAGGAAUUGGCCAAAAAUUUAAAUAUGUGGUUAUCAUUAGGAGGUCUACACGAAAAAGGUCCAGAAUCCGAAGACAAACGUUUGUUCAAUGCUCAUAUCAUUCUUAAUAAAGAUGGUCAAAUUGUUUCGAUAUAUCGAAAAGUUCAUCUAUUCAAUUUGGAUAUUCCAGGCACUAGACUUGUUGAAUCGGAAUUUUCUCGACCAGGAACUGAAGUUAUAAAACCACCGGUAACACCUUGUGGUCGACUUGGUAUGGGUAUCUGUUACGAUGUCCGUUUUCCCGAAUUUGCCAUUUCUUUGGCUAAAGCUGGAGCCGAUAUUCUUAGCUAUCCAUCUUCGUUUACAAUACCAACUGGUAAGGCACAUUGGGAAAUAUUGCUCAGAUCUCGUGCAAUUGAAACUCAAUGUUAUGUUGUUGCUGCGGCUCAAGUUGGAGCCCAUAAUGAAAAACGAAAAUCGUAUGGCCAUGCCAUGAUCGUCGAUCCUUGGGGUAAGAUUUUGGCCGAAAUUAACGAUGAAAAACCAGGUUAUGCUCUAGCUGAAAUCGAUUUCGAUUAUCUGAAAGAAGUUCGUCAACGAUUACCCGUUUGGACUGAUAGAAAACCCGAACUAUAUGGCUAUAUUCGUCCGGCUUAUGCUGAACCAAUUGAUUUGACAACAAAUUCAAAGCAACACAGUCUAGAUGAUGAAGAUUUUAAAUUUGGUGAAAAUGCAAUCGUCAAAACACAUCAGAUAUUUGCCAAGACAUUUUAUUCGGUUGGUUUCAUCAAUCAUCGGCCAGUGUUACCGGGACAUGUUCUUGUAUCACCAUUACGACCAGUCACAAAACGAUUAUCCGAACUUAACAAUGAUGAAAUAUUCGAUUUGUUUCAAUUGGUACAGAAAGUACAGAAAGCAAUCGAAACCAUUUAUCAGGCAGAAGCAUCAACGAUAGCCAUUCAGGAUGGAAAAGAUGCCGGACAAUCGAUUGAACAUUUGCACGUACAUAUACUUCCAAGGAAAAAAACUGAUUUCGGUGGCAAUAUUGAUAAAAUUUAUCAACAACUUGAACAACAUGAUGAAUUGGAUAAUCCAUUCAAUCUACGUUUAUUGACCAACGAUGAAAUGAAUCAACAAUGUAAAGUUUUGCGAAGUUAUUUCUAAAUGAAAUUAAAUUAAAAUUAUUGUUAUGAUAA